AUGCCCACAGACGAGGGGGACUUCCUCUCUCCACGAGGGCCGGGUGGGUUCCCGCCCGGCAGCCCAGCUAACGGCCUCACCAGGAACCGCGAGGAGCGGGAGUCGGGAAAACCCGGGGGCUCUGUGCCCACCAGCCGACCCAGCCUGGAGGGCCUGGCGGGGCCGCGGGUGUCAGGGGAUGCCGCCCCACCGCUCCCGAGGCCCUGCGGUGCGCUCUGCUACGCGCGUGCUACCCGGCGCGCGCCUAGCCUUGGCCAGCCCGGGACCGCCCCAUGUGACAGGAAAAGGGCACAGCCCCUGUAA
Molecule: messenger RNA, 303 nt
Organism: Rangifer tarandus platyrhynchus (Svalbard reindeer)
Lineage: Eukaryota; Metazoa; Chordata; Mammalia; Artiodactyla; Cervidae
Source: the annotation of a GenBank genome assembly